UAUAAAUUUUUUAGAAAAAAAAAAUAAAAUUAAAUUCCAAAUUGAAAAUUAUUUUAUAAAUUUAAAAAAGUGUUUUAUUUUUUUUUUAAACAUUUCGAAAUAAAAUUUUUGUGUUAAAUAAAACAAAAAUAUUUUUUAAAAAUAAUAAGAAAAAAGUUACUUAUUAAAAAUAAAAAUGCUUCCAACUGCUGUUUCAACAACUACAACAACCACAACAACUGGUGGUAUUGGUGGUCCAAUAACUGGUAUAGAUUUAACAACAGUUGCAACUUCACCAACAGUUCAACAACCUCCUAUGGACUGGUUAUUUAAAAAAGAACGUAUUUAUUGGUUAGCACAAUUUUGGCAGCAGAAAGCAAUCCUAGCUGAAAAAGAAAUUUCAACAUUAAAAGAACAAUUAACAACAACACCAAAUACAGAAUCUUCAACAAUAUCAGAUGAUACAAAUGAAUUAAAUAAAACAUCAUUAUUAUCAUCGGAUUUAAAUAAUACGCUUAAAUCAUUAUCAUCAUUGACAUCAACAUCACCACCAAAUUCAUUACAAAUUAAUAAUUCUCAUACAAAUCAAACAAUGUUAACAUUACCACCAAAUUCAGCAUCAAUUUUAAGUACAUUACCAUUAUUAAAUGGUUGUACAACAAAUCCAUUAAAUGGUGCAAUAAAUUCAACAACAACAACAACAAUACCAACAUUAUUAAAUUAUAAUUUAAAUGGAAAUUAUAUUGCAACAGCACCAUCACCAUCACCACCAUUAUCAGAAAAUGAGAGCAUUACAAGUAUUAAUAAUAAUCAUAAUAAUGAUAAGAAUAAUAGUGAUAAUAUUUCAAUUGAUAAAACAAUUGAAAAUGAUAAUAAAAUAAUAGAAAAUAAAUUAAAUAAUCAUAAUGGAAUAGAAAUAAUUAAAGAAAAAGGACAACAAUAUCAAUUAGAAUUGGAUAAAAAAAUUAAUGAAAAAGAGGCGGUGAAAAAAAUUUCAACACCUUCUUCAUCACCGUCUCAAAUUCCACCUCUUUUUUCUUCAGAAACUCCUAUUUCUUCAAAAAUAUUAAAUAAAAAUGAUAAUGAUAAUAAUGAUAAUGAUGAUGAUGAUGAUCUUAUUAUGAUAAAAGAUGAUGAAAUAGAAAAAGAUAGUAAUCAUAUUUCAAAGAUAUGCAAUAAUAGACUUAUUAGUGAUAAUCAAAUAGAAAAUAAAAAUUGUAAAAAUUUAAAUUUAGAUGAAAAUUUAAAUAAUACUAAAAAAUCUGUUAAUGUUGAAAUAGUUGAAAUGAAUGAUAUUAAACAGAAACCUAAUGAUGAUCAUAAUAUUAAAGAGAUUAUAAAUGAAGAAUCACUUAAUAAUUCAUUAACACCAUUACAAAAUGAUAAAAUAUGUAAUGAAAAAAAUAAUAAUUGCGAAAAAAAAUUAAGUGCAACUAAGGCAAUUGAAGAGGAAGAACAUAAUAACAAUAAGAAGAAGAAAGAUGAAGAUGAAAUAUGUAAAAAAUCUAUAGAAAAUAAAAAUGAAGAAAAUAUCAUUUGUGAUCUUAGAAAUAAUAAACUAAAAGAAGAAUUAGCUUUUAAAGACAAAGAGAUAAAAAUAUUAUCAGAUGAAAUUCUACGUUUAAAAAUUCUUUAUGAACAACAAAUUUUACAUAAUCAACGUCUUCAAGAUGAAUUAGAAGAAAAAUUAAAUGUUAUUUUAAGAUUAGAAUUACGAUUAAAAGAUAAUACAUUAGAAAUUAAUAAAAAUAAUAAUAGUAAUGAGAAAAAUCAAUCAAUACAACAAAUAUCGUUACCAGAAGAUGAUGAUGAUGAUGAUGAUGAUGAAAUCAUUAUUAAAGAAGAAAAAUUAAAUAGAACUUCUACAACAGAAAAUGAUGAUAAUUUGAAAACAUCUAAUUCAAAAUUAGAUAAUAAUUUGAUAGAAAGACAACAACCUUAUGAUACUGAAUUUAAUAAUAGCUCCGUCCGGAAUCAACGUGAAAAAUAUGAUACUACAUAUAAUUCAGAAGCAUCACAUUAUGAUUCACAAUCAAAUCCUAGUACACCAAAUCAUUUCUAUUAUAAUGAUGGAAGACGUUCAACUGAUCCAAUCAUUUUAUCGCCAUUUUCAGGUAAAAUGGAUAUAACUGAAAAUGCAGCAAAUAGUUUGCAACAAAUGGCUGCUGCCGGUUCAUUUAGUGGAGGACAUAUUUCAAAUCCAUUUCAAGCUAGUUUACAAUUUGCAUUUUCAACACAAAGUCAAGAUCGUCCCUCAUUUUCAAGAUUUUCUGAUGAUUUACCAUCAUCUAAUAAUAAUAUAAAUUCAUCAUCUGGUCGAUAUAAUACUGAUUUAUUAAUACCAAAAAGUGAUCCAAUGGAAGCAAAAUUACAAGAAAUGCUUCGUUAUGGUUUAGAUAAAUUUGCUAAUCAUAAUUUGGAUACACUGUAUAUUUCAAGAAGAGUAAGAGAAUUACUUUCUGUCCAUAAUAUUGGUCAGAGAAUAUUUGCAAAAUAUAUUCUUGGUUUAUCACAAGGCACAGUAUCAGAAUUAUUAUCGAAACCAAAACCGUGGGAUAAAUUAACAGAAAAAGGUCGAGAUAGCUAUCGAAAAAUGCAUGCAUGGGCAUGUGAUGAUGCCGCAAUUUUACUCUUAAAAUCAUUGAUUCCAAAAAAAGAUUCAAAUAUGUCUCAGUUCGGUUAUUCAGAUGAACGUUCGUCCGAUGAUCGGAUUCCAACGCAAGUUUUGACAGAUUCUUUGUCUCCAUUGUUAUCAAAAUCAAAUAUACAUGUUUCAACUUCCUUGGGCGGUCAAUCAUUUUCUAGUAAUCAAAAAUUAAAUACAGCCAAAGAUGAAGAUUCUCGCUCUAAUGAUGAUUUAAGAUCACCAAGUAAUACAAAAAGAUGUACUACUCCUUCAUCAAUCAAGGAAUCAAAAACUUCAAGCAAUCCUGCUAUUCAAGAACAAUCUUCUAGAGUAGAUUAUCAAGAAGAUCUUGCCAAAAUUAUGUCUAGAAACCAAAGAGAAAUGGCUCCGGCAUUUCCAAGCUUUCUGUUUCCUCAAUUAUAUGCUGGUACUCCAAAUGGAAGCCUUCCGCCUGAUAUGGCUAAUUUUGAAAUAGCUUUAGAAACAUAUCAUCGAGAAUUAGCAAAAUUACAAAGUAGAAAUGGAACAAGCUUUCCAAAUUUUACAGAAUUACUUGCACUUCAACAACAUCAAGCUGCUCUAGCUCUAAGCAGUUCAGUUCAAGAUUUGUCGAUUAAUAAAGAACAAGCAGAGAUUCCGAAUGCAGAUGAUGAAACAAACCCUAGAAAAGAUUUUGAUGAAUCCAAGGAAUAUGAUAAAAAAACAGAUUUAAAUAGUUCAGAUAACACUACAAAAAUUAAAGAAGAAGAUAUGGUUAAUACUCUCUCUUCCGGAAAUGUACUGGCUUCCAGGGAUUCAAGUCCAAUAACGAAUAACAUAUUAACACCAUCUUCUGAAGAGUUUACAACAUCCGUUAAUCCUUUACAAAAAAUGGCUUCUAUUACUAACUCACUCAUAACACAACCUCCUCUGCCGCCACUUCAUACACAACCACCAAGACCUUUGAAAGCUGUACUUCCACCAAUAACGCAGCAACAAUUUGAUCUCUACAAUAAUUUAAAUACGGAAGAUAUUGUCCGCAAUGUCAAAGAAGCUCUGUCACAGUAUUCUAUUAGUCAAAGAUUGUUUGGAGAAAACGUUCUUGGUUUAUCUCAAGGUUCAGUAUCAGAUUUAUUAGCUCGACCAAAACCAUGGCAUAUGCUCACACAGAAAGGCCGAGAACCUUUUAUUCGCAUGAAAAUGUUUUUAGAAGACGACAGUGCCGUUCAUAAAUUAGUUGCUAGUCAGUAUAAAAUAGCACCGGAAAAAUUGAUGCGCACUGGAAAUUAUACAGGAACACCACAGAUACCUACAAGUCUUGCUAGCAAAAUAGAAGAUAUUCAAAAUACUUCCAUGCAAAAAAUUAUCAGUGAUUUAAAAUUUAAACAAGAAUCUCAACAACAACAUUUAAUGCAACAAAUGCGAGCAGUGAACGCGUUAGCAAAUUUACCUCAACAUCAAGCAGUGACUGCAGCUGGGAUGUUAUUAAAUCAACCCAAUUUAAUGCCACAUUAUGCUACAUCCCCAAUAAUACCACCAGUUGCUCCGAAUUCAAAUAACAAUGCGGAUGUUAAUUCUGCACCUAAUAAAUCUCCGUUGCCAAUUGUUCCAAUCCCUUCUCCGCAGCCUGCAAAUGUAAUGAGGAGUGGUCAAAAUCAGCAUAUGUCUCCUACCGUUUAUGAGAUGGCUGCAUUAACACAGGAUUUAGAUACCCAAAUAAUCACAACAAAGGUUAAAGAAGUUUUGUUAGCGAAUAAUAUUGGACAAAAAAUAUUUGGAGAAGCUGUUCUUGGAUUAUCACAAGGUUCUGUUUCUGAGUUGUUAUCGAAACCAAAGCCUUGGCAUAUGCUUAGUAUUAAAGGUCGUGAACCGUUUAUUAGAAUGCAAUUAUGGUUAUCAGAUAUGAAUAAUAUAGAAAGAUUACAAACAUUAAAAAAUGAGCAAAGAGAGGCAAGUAAAAGACGAAGAUCGAUAGGACCCGCUGGUAGUCAUGAUAAUUCUGAUACAAGCAGUAAUGAUACUAAUGAUUUUUAUACAACAAGCCCUGGCCCUGGAUCUGUGGGGUCCAAUGGCGUUCCGCCAAAUAAAAAGCAACGUGUAUUGUUUUCGGAGGAGCAAAAAGAAGCUUUGCGGCUGGCUUUCACUCUAGAUCCCUAUCCUAAUGUAACUACAAUAGAAUUUUUAGCAAGUGAAUUGGGCUUAGCAACUAGAACAAUCACAAACUGGUUUCAUAAUCAUAGAAUGCGUUUGAAACAACAAAUGCCACAUGGUCAACCUGCGGAACCAAUUCCUACUCGUGAAAAUCAAACAGGUCCACCUUUAGAUCCAGUACAAUUUAAAAUACUAUUAAAUCAACGACUUAUGGAAAUGCAAAAAGAUAGAAUGGGUUUAGCUGGAGUUCCUUUAAUGUACCCACCAUAUUUUGGUGGUAAUUCUAAUUUAGCUGCUUUGAUUGCCGGCCGUAGUCUAUUUCCAACCAAUGGAGCUAAUUUACAAGUUUUAAAUUCAGCUUUAAAAGGUCAAUUUAAUGGUAUCGAUUUAUCUUUAAAUAACAGUAACGAGAAUAAUAGCAUACAACAAGAAAGUGAUCAAGAUUUUAAAGAUGAAGAUCAUAGAAAAAAUGAUGAAAUUGAUAUAGAAGAUUCCACAUCAUUAAGCAAAUUAGAAAAUAAUGAAAAUGAUUUAGUGAAUAAAAAUGAUGAAGAACAUUCUUUAAGCGGAUUAAUUAAUUCAAAUAUAAGACCAUCACGUAGAAAAGCUGCAGCACCACAAUGGGUUAAUCCAGAUUGGCAACCGAAAUCUCUAUUUAAGUCAACUAAUAUUUCAGAAUUGAGUGAUCGUAUACAAAAUGAGGCAACAGAUUUUAGUAAAAGAUCUGAAAAUAAUGAUUUUGAUAAACAUUUAUCAAAUAUUAAUGAUGAAUUAAAUCCAAAUAACUCAACAAUACCAAUAGUACCCGAUAUAAAUAUUAAAACAGAAAAAUUAGAUCCAAAAGAAAAUGAUUUCGAUGAUGAUGAAGAUAAUAAUAAUAAUGAAAGAAUUGGAUCUAUUUCAAAUGUUCCAACAGAAAAUUUAUUAAAGAAUUAAAAUAUUUUCAAAAAUAUUAGAAAAAAAAAUUAACUUAAAAACACAAUAUUAUGGUGUGCAAUCAUUUUUAUUUUAAACUUUAUAUAUGUAAGCAUUAAUUAUACUAUAAAAAUGAAUAAUAAUGAAAAUACA
This is a messenger RNA of Condylostylus longicornis, 5803 nucleotides long. Its product is annotated as homeobox protein cut-like. Gene Ontology annotation, molecular function: DNA-binding transcription factor activity, RNA polymerase II-specific; DNA binding. The transcript has 5 exons. NCBI's taxonomy places the organism in Eukaryota, Metazoa, Arthropoda, Insecta, Diptera, Dolichopodidae. The record is from RefSeq and is a predicted model, not a curated record. The coding region runs from base 176 to 5671 and encodes 1831 amino acids. Gene Ontology annotation, biological process: regulation of DNA-templated transcription.